This is a messenger RNA of Ahaetulla prasina, 1827 nucleotides long. It is a transcript of the gene ZC3H11D, whose product is annotated as chromosome 7 C12orf50 homolog. The record is from RefSeq and is a predicted model, not a curated record. NCBI's taxonomy places the organism in Eukaryota, Metazoa, Chordata, Lepidosauria, Squamata, Colubridae. The transcript is spliced from 12 exons. The coding region runs from base 12 to 1523 and encodes 503 amino acids.
CCAGGCGGCUCAUGGCCCCAAGAACGGGGCCCUUCCCCCCCCUGCAAGCUGGAAGUCUCCAAUUCUCAACUGCUGCAAGCCGCUUCCUAGCCCGGAGGCCGCCCUCCUUGAGCGACAACAGACGCGGCGGGGGAUCAAAGUGCAGGUUCCGUCACUGUGAAAAAGCCAUUGGCAGUGAUAUUGUGUGCUCAUUAUGGAGAGAGGGAAAAUGUUCCCAUCAACUUUGCAAAUUUAGACAUAUGGAAAUACAGCAAAAAUACAACAGCAUCUCAUGCUUCUGGGAAACGCAACCUUUAGGCUGUGUGAGGAUCAGUUGUGUCUUCCAUCACAGGAAACCUCGUAAUAUCAAUGGACUUUUUUUGCCCCCUAGUAAUGAUUCUACAUUGCAAGGGGAUGUUCAGGAAGGAAUUUUUCAUCCUGCUCAAAAUCAAGAUUCCACAAAAGGUCAGGAGAAUGCAUUAAGGCCUAUUCAUCCUCCACUUAUUAUUACCAUCAAUCUUGAGGAGGAAGAAGAGGAAGAACAAGAAGAAAAAUAUGCAUCUUAUUUACUGUCAAAGACACCAGAAGAUAUAGAAGAAGAAAAGGCAAUAAAGGAAAUGUGCUAUAAAUCUGGAGAAUAUUAUAGAAUUCAGACUUCUCAGGAAAAUAAUUUAACAAAAAAUUCUUCAGUGCUGGAGAAUGAGCUCAUUAAACCUAUGGAAACAUGCAGAGAAUUACAAGAAGGUGAUGGUGUUGCAGUUCCAUCAAAGUUUAACAUUAUAGAAAGACAAACAAAAAUAACAGCCUCAGUGGACAGUUGCUCUAAAUCUGAACUUAGUGCCUUUGAAAAUGGAGGAGGUGAUUGUUACUUGUCACAAAGAAAUAUAUUUGUUAAAGGGAUACAAAACAAAAUGUUCAAUGGAGAGAAACAAUUUACCAUGUUAAAGUGCUUAAACGUCAAAGCUACAAGCCAUACAGAAAGCAUCAAGAAGCAUCAUUUUAAGGGAGUAAAGAAAAAGAAAUGGCUAUCUGAGGAAUCCAAAAAUCUGCCUGCCCCUUUGACAGCAAAAGCAAUGCAUACUGCCAACUCUAAAAGUAAAGGGAAUUGCCAACAAAAUGAUCAAAUCAAGAAUGCUGAGAAUGCCUCUUAUGUUCCUUCUCAGAGAGCCAAUGGGAGAAGUAUUUCCUUGAGUGCUCCAAUGGCUGGAAGGUCACAAAAUGUCACCUAUGCUAAAAUUGGGGUAGCCAAAGAAUCCAAAAUGAAUUUAUCUACAGAGAGGUGUGCUUCAGCGUAUAAUAUACCAGCCUGGAGAAAAAGAAGCCCGCAUUCUAAAAUAUAUACUAAACCUGAAAAAAUGCAUUCAGGUAUUUAUAAGAGCCCAGAAGAAAUGGAAGUAGAUAAAAUGGAAGUUAAUUUUAAAGAGAGGAAAGAGGGAAUAAAGAAAUGGUAUAUUGCUCUUCUAUGGUUCGCCAUCAAAAGAGGACAAAAUAUUCAAAUUCAAAUGAUUUCGUUAUCAGGAAAUCCAACUGGAGAUCUAAGGUGACAAAAACAUUCUAAAAUUCAGGAAGUAUAUGCGCUAAAACAUUUACAUUAAAAUAUGUAAACAAGCCUAUUUCUGAAUCAAUUGUUUUAACAUGAACCUGGACUGAAAGAUUUACUGUUUGGGAGUAAAUAUAGGCAUGCUUCAUAAGUGCUUUGGAUCCCAUAUGAGAGCAAGCGCAUCUCUAUUAUUCAAUAAAGCCAUUUAUUUUCCAGUCUUUUGUCAAAAUCUGAACAAAGUUGAACUAAUUUGUUGAAUAGCAGAGAGUACUGGGCUCUUUCUUAAUCACUUUUGAAAGCAUGCACAA